Messenger RNA from Cyclopterus lumpus (lumpfish), 1617 nucleotides. RefSeq names its product calmodulin 1a (gene calm1a). Gene Ontology annotation, molecular function: calcium ion binding. NCBI's taxonomy places the organism in Eukaryota, Metazoa, Chordata, Actinopteri, Perciformes, Cyclopteridae. The transcript has 6 exons. The record is from RefSeq and is a predicted model, not a curated record. The coding region runs from base 138 to 587 and encodes 149 amino acids.
AGUGCGGAGGAAUACAGUGAGCCGUACAGCAGUGGUUCGUCCUGCCCGCCCGCCUCCAGCCAGCCUUGCUCAGCGGCAACCUUCCAUUUCCUAUCUCCCUGUAGCGUUAGCAGACCGGGCUCCCGACUCCAACAGACAUGGCUGACCAACUAACAGAAGAGCAGAUUGCAGAGUUCAAGGAGGCCUUCUCCCUGUUUGACAAGGACGGAGAUGGGACCAUCACCACUAAGGAGCUGGGCACCGUCAUGAGGUCACUGGGUCAAAACCCAACUGAGGCCGAACUCCAGGACAUGAUCAAUGAGGUGGACGCAGACGGCAACGGGACCAUUGACUUCCCCGAGUUCCUGACGAUGAUGGCAAGGAAGAUGAAAGACACUGAUAGUGAGGAGGAGAUCCGGGAGGCGUUCAGGGUCUUUGAUAAGGAUGGCAACGGUUACAUUAGCGCAGCAGAGCUGCGUCAUGUGAUGACCAACCUGGGAGAGAAGCUCACAGAUGAGGAAGUAGACGAGAUGAUCAGAGAAGCAGACAUCGAUGGAGACGGACAGGUCAACUAUGAAGAAUUUGUUCAGAUGAUGACUGCCAAAUGAACUGGGCUCACAUUAAAGACAAAGAAUCAGUCAAAUGUUUCACUUACCUCUUAUUGCAAAAAUCUACAUUUAUUCAUACUGUUCUGUAUAGACUGAAUGUUGGAAAACUGAUAAUCUGUCCAUAUUCACGAGCUCAAAAAUGUAAAAAAAAAUACUAAUAAAAAGACAGAAAAUUUUUAAAUGAAUCUAUCUGCAUGUACUGGCUUGUAUUCCCCGCCCCCAGCGCUGAGCUACCCAAUCAGAUCUCAACCUUUUAGCCAAGCAGCCUCUCUGCAGCUGGCUGGUUUGGCCACUGCACCUCCGCUUCCUGGUUCCAUCUGCCUGAUUUCAUGAUGAUUUUAUGGGAUGGCCAAUGGCCUUUCUUCUAUGACUUCCUGUUUUCUUUUUUCUGUUCUUCAUGCAUGCAGCUUUAGAUGGGUUACUGUUGAGAGCCCAAUGGCAGAAGGCGAGGAGAGGGAGAGGAGGGAGGGGUUGACAGAUGGAUGGGAGUGAGUAAACCGGCGGAACCUUUUGCAGUUUGCUUACCUAAAUGAAGUCCGUGACAACAGAGAUAUUUUUAAGGAACAUUUUAAAAUGGAAUAACUCAUUUUAGAUUCUGUGUUUCUGGCAUGUCAGGAUACUCGCUUUAUCCUUUGUGUGUUUACCUUUUUUGAGAGGGAAGCUUGGGUGGGGCAUAGAUUUGAGCCCGUUGAAUGUUUCCCACACUAUUUGGAGGGGUUGGGUGGGCUUUAAAGGGGAUGACAUACAAGAUCAACUUUGAGGCAAUGUGGUUAUCACUGAAGUUUGCUUCAGGACAGUAUAUUGCCUCAAAAGUUGCAAUUGGAAUAACGAUUCUACGGGGUGUUAAUUUCAGUUUAGUGGGGACAGGGUCGGUGCUUUGCGGCAUUUCUGUCUGUGAGUGUGUGCGUUUGUGUGGGUGCGGCGAGGCCCGGCCCAGUCCAACUGUUCUGUUUAGUUCAGUUGAUCUGCAUUCCAAGUUGUACAUGCUAGUCUUUACAUUUUGUUUUUCCAAUAAAAUAUCAUGAAGUAA